Molecule: messenger RNA, 1203 nt
Organism: Macrobrachium nipponense
Lineage: Eukaryota; Metazoa; Arthropoda; Malacostraca; Decapoda; Palaemonidae
Product: aggrecan core protein-like
Exons: 3
Coding region: 1-1203 (400 amino acids)
Source: RefSeq, a predicted model, not a curated record
AUGUUGAGUCAGUCUCACUCUUCUGUAGGUGGCCCAUCUGAACAGGGAUACAACAAAGAACAGGCCUUCCAGAUCAAUGGUCCUGGCCCAUCUGAACAGGGACACAACAAAGAACAGGCCUUCCAGAUCAAUGGUCCUGGCCCAUCUGAACAGGGACAUAAAGAACAGGCCUUCCAGAUCAGUGGUCCUGGCCCAUCUGAACAGGGAUACAACAACGAACAGGCCUUCCAGAUCAAUGGUCCUGGCCCAUCUGAACAGGGAUACAAAAAAGAACAGGCCUUCCAAAUCAAUGGUCCUGGUCCAUCUGAACAGGGAUACAACAAACAGUCCUUCCAGAUCAAUGGUCCUGGCCCAUCAGAACAGGGAUACAACAACGAACAGGCCUUCCAGAUCAAUGGUCCUGGCCCAUCUGAACAGGGACACAACAAAGAACAGGCCUUCCAGAUCAAUGGUCCUGGCCCAUCUGAACAGGGAUGCAAAAAAGAACAGGCCUUCCAAAUCAAUGGUCCUAGCCCAACUAAACAGGGAUACCACAAAGAACAGGGACGUAAAGAGCAAGCCUUCAAGGUAAGUGGCCCUUUGCCAUAUAAGGACUAUGAUUUUUUUGAUGAGACUUACAAUGGGGAAGGUGAAAGCGAUUACGAGUUCUACGAUGACGAAUAUUACGACGAGCAACCUCUCGAUGAUGGAGAUUUCCCAAGAAGGCUAGAUGAGGUAGCUGCUGAAGGAAUACGAGGACAAGAUGAAGUUACUGGGGGCGAACUGCAAGCCAAAUUAGCUGCUGAAGGAAGACGAGGGCAAGCCAGAUUAGCUGCUGAAGGAAGACGAGGAGAAGAUGAAGUUACUGGGGGCGAACUGCAAGCCAAAUUAGCUGCUGAAGGAAUACGAGGACAAGAUGAAGUUAUUGGGGGCGAACUGCAAGCCAAAUUAGCUGCUGAAGGAAGACGAGGACAAGAUGAAGUUACUGGGGGCGAACUGCAAGCCAAAUUAGCUGCUGAAGGAAGACAAGGACAAGAUGAAGUUACUGGGGGCGAACUGCAAGCCAAAUUAGCUGCUGAAGGAAGACGAGGACAAGAUGAAGCUGCUGGGGGCGAACUGCAAGCCAAAUUAGCUGCUGAAGGAAGACGAGGACAAGAUGAAGUUACUGGGGGCGAACUGCAAGCCAGAUUAGCUGCUGAAGGAAGACGAGGGCAAGCCAGAUAA